Messenger RNA from Hippocampus zosterae (dwarf seahorse), 720 nucleotides. RefSeq names its product palmitoyltransferase ZDHHC15-like. The transcript is spliced from 2 exons. Gene Ontology annotation, biological process: peptidyl-L-cysteine S-palmitoylation; protein targeting to membrane. The record is from RefSeq and is a predicted model, not a curated record. Gene Ontology annotation, molecular function: protein-cysteine S-palmitoyltransferase activity. Gene Ontology annotation, cellular component: endoplasmic reticulum; Golgi apparatus. NCBI's taxonomy places the organism in Eukaryota, Metazoa, Chordata, Actinopteri, Syngnathiformes, Syngnathidae. Bases 1 to 720 code for a protein of 239 amino acids.
AUGCCACAGAGCCAUCGCACCCUGGUCCUGGCGUUUGUGUGGACCCUGAUUUGGGGCGAGUUUGUACUGUUUCACCUGGCCUGGUUGGCCCCUCGGCUGGGGCAGUGGCAAUGGUGGCUGGUGAGCGUGCUGUUCUAUCCAGUGUUCGUGCUGCUAGUGGCCAGCUACUACCAGGCGAUUACCCUCCCUCCGGGCAGCCCUCCCACCCGCGACGAGGAGCAGCUUCUAGAAGGGACUCUGGAGGAAAUCAAGGGCCGUGCGCGUUCCUACUGCUUCACCUGCAAAACGGUCAAGCCAGUCCGCACGCAUCACUGCUCGGUCUGCAACGCCUGCGUGCUGCGCAUGGACCAUCACUGUCCCUGGGUGGGCAACUGCGUGGGACUGCACAACCACAAGGUAUUCUUGCUGUUCCUGGGGUAUGCCACUGCCGACCUCUCCUUCAUUUUUGUGGUCAUGCUUGCCGACCAGAUGGUCGAGGGGUUCACUCCUCUGGCAUUGGUGACGAUGGGCGUGGGGGGCUGUCUUGCGCUGGCGAUCGGGUUCCUACUGGCCGGACAGCUGCUCAAUUUCUGGCGAGGUAUAACCACGCUGGAAAGCUUCACGCGAGGGAUGGACCGGAGUGGAGUGUUCUGCAGGGGCGGGCUUUGUGCCAACCUGUCAGAAGUGAUGGGGUCCGGAGCCUGGUGGAUGCCGUUCGAUCAGGCAUUCUCCCACGAUUGA